AAGAAUUCCUGACAGACGAGCUUCGAAAAACAUCUAUGCCAAAGUUCUUCGCAGUCUGAUUCAAAAAGAAAAAGAGAUUCAUAAGUGAAGAUAAAUUAGAAUCAGUUUACUAAAACUAUAAUCCGGCAAUGGAAUGUAAGACAGUUUCGAUGACGCUUGAUGUUUAUGGCGGCCGAAAACACAGCGAUUAUCGAAGCAAAGUUGUUAGUAAAAAAAUAGAGGAUCGCAAACAAGAAGUCAGUAACCUUAGGACUGAAGAAUUACUAGAUCUGACGAAUGGAAUAGAUGAACCUAAGGGGGGAAAGGAGACGCUGAGCAAAACUCUUGAUGAAGACUCUAGGCUAGAUUCUUUGGAAAAAGCAGUUGAACAAAACAAAAUAGACCAGGAGAAAGAAAUGAAGGAAUUUAAUGAAUGGCUUGACAACGGCAUCCUCGAAGUAAUGGGCGAGUUUGAGAAAUACUUCGACGAAGCCGAUUAUAGCUUUAAGAAAGAAAACGCCACAGAAAUGGACGAAGUUAAUAAGCGACUCAACCAAGACAAACCAACGCUGAAAAAUAAUGUUGAAAUAAAUUAUUGCCAGUCUUAUAUUGGGCGAGUAUGUUGGAUUCUACAGGCCAUCAUGUACCACAUCGUGCUGCCCGACCAGUUCUCUGAAGAUUGGCUUUACAAAGUAAAGGAUAUUGAAAAAGAUAUUAACGAUGAAGACUUGCUCGAUGACCAAGAAAGACAAGAAGCUUUGGAAAGGUGGGUGGAUUUGAAGGAAAAGCUUUGUUGGGAACCUUCUAUUGAGAAAACGUUGAAAAUGUUACAGAAAGAGGGAAACUAUAUGGCCAAUCCAGAAGGCCUGACGGUUGAAGAAGCAGAGAGAGUUGCCGAAGAGCUGAACAAACAAGGUAGAUUAAGAGGAAGAACUUCAUACGAAAAAGUUAAAAAAAUUAUCAAGAUGUGGAAGAUAUCCACCACUUUGCUUCAGUCGUUGCCGUGAAGUGUUCAGUAAUGCUGAUGUGGUUCUUAACUUAUGAUGCCGUAUAUAAAAAGUUCGCUUUUGGCAGUAUUUCUUAAUAUGAAUUCAGUGUUUUUAAACAGUAAUUUGGUUUCUUUCCUCUUCUUUUUAAGUCAACUAUGCGUUGCAAUAUUGCGAGUUUUUAUUGCAUUUUUUUGCAACUUUGACAAAUUGGAUCAAAUUAAAGCAGGUGUUUUCCAAUUUGUUAUUCCAUUUACCUCGGUCAAGUGUUCCUGAAAUGAAAGUGGUGAGUAUGCUAGCUUAAUUCCUUGACAGGACUAAUCAAUUAUAAACAGAUGGGCUCUAAAUCGAGUAGAAAGGUUAAUUUGAACGACUACUCUCGUAAGCGACCAUCUCCCGUAAGCGACCACCUUUUAAAUUCCCCUUUUUGUUUACCAUAUAAACUGUGUAAAAAAACUCUCUCGUAAGCGACCGCGACCACCUUUGGGGUUAAAAUUUUGGAAUUUUUCUUUUAAAAAUCCUACUGAAUAUGCAUCAAUUCUGAGACGUCAUAAUUAAGUCUUUCUAAAUGUUUCUAAAGCUAAGGCAUCGAUGUUUUACUAUCUCCAUAAAAGAUAUAUUCGCAGGGGAUCUCCAACCCAUAUUCCGCACCUCUAUUGAGUCUUUUCCCGGUUAUAACUGCACAUAAUACAUUACUGUAUGCAUGCGUGUUAAAAGAUUUCUAUUGUUAUCGUUGUUAGAGAUCACUAGAAAUACAGUAAUUUACCUCAUAUUGACAAUUACAUAACUGUAAAAAUAUACAUAGCACAUUCAAAGUUUUGAUUAAAACAGUUUAAUCGUUAAUACAGUAGUUUUAACACGUGAGUUACAAAUUAUAAAUGGUUUAGGCUUCCUGUGUUGGGAUUCCCAUUGUUUGGACUUCCUGUGUUAACUCUCUCUUAAGCGACCAUCUCCCGUAAGCGACCACUUUCUCCUGGCCCCGAGGGUGGUCGCUUACGGGAGAGUCAACUCUAUAUUGUCAAUAAUUAGUAAAUUUUAAAAGAUUUGCAUAUAUUUUUAUAUUUGUCGCUGGGGGGAUAUAACAUGUAUACCAAAAAAAGUUCAAAAUAUAGCAACUCUGAGUUUCUGAAUUUCUUGUUCGGGCUGCGGAACUGGAAGUGGAAGGAGGGGAUUACUGCGUUAUAAGGUAUGGGUGUGUCUAGGUAAGAGUACUCGGAUUGCUAGGGAUUUGGGUUGAUGAGUAGAAGUAAGGAUACUGACGUGGGGAGGCGUGGGUUGAUUAAUUUAUGAAAACGUAACAAUACUCAUUGCAAUUAUCAAACAUGAUUGUUUUCAAUUUGCAAAGUAAAUGAUGCUAUAUUGCAUGUAAUAAUUUUGUCUUGUAUUGCGCCUAUUUAAAGAAGCUCCAGUUUCGUGCAAAACUAUUUUGCAUCAGCUCGAUCGUCUUUUCCUUGAAUGUCGUCACAGGUACUACUCGAACAACUUAUUGGUAAGGUUGUCGAUGAGGGCCGGUUUAGUGAACUUUUUUUGGCAUUUUUCCUUCCAUUUCUCCUUUUAAUUUUACUUUUUCAGGUUUUUCUUUUUUUGU
This is a messenger RNA of Actinia tenebrosa (Australian red waratah sea anemone), 2553 nucleotides long. Its product is annotated as BRCA1-associated protein-like. Gene Ontology annotation, cellular component: cytoplasm. The record is from RefSeq and is a predicted model, not a curated record. Gene Ontology annotation, biological process: protein ubiquitination; Ras protein signal transduction. Lineage: Eukaryota; Metazoa; Cnidaria; Anthozoa; Actiniaria; Actiniidae. Gene Ontology annotation, molecular function: zinc ion binding; ubiquitin protein ligase activity.